AUGGCUGGGCUGGAUCGAGUCGCUCCUUCGGGUCUGCUCCUUCGGGUGCCGGCUGCUGGGUGCCCGGCUGCCCCAGCCCGCAGAGGCGGCGACCGUGACAGGCGGAGCCUGGGAAGGAGGAGGUGGGGCCUGGGGCGGACCGGGCGGGGCGCCGGGGCGGCGGGAGGCACCUGUCCUGAAUCUCGCCGCCUCUCACCAAGAGCCGCUGGCCAGGAGGGUGCGUCUAUGGUGGCGGCAGCGACGGCUGGACGUGUGACUGGCCCUGCCCUUGGAGUGGCUCCCAAAUACACGCGGUUAAGCCACAGCCAUCAGGAGGCAGUCCUUGCCAUAGGGGAUGCUACCACCGUGAUGGGAGGCCAGGAGGAAGCUGAGUUCCUGGCUUCCUUGGCCAUGUCUUCCUGGGAAAGGCGGCUCCAUCGGGCCAAAUGUGCACCAUCUUACUUGUUCUCCUGCUUCAACGGGGGCGAAUGUGUGCACCCGGCCUUCUGUGACUGCAGGCGCUUCAAUGCUACUGGGCCGCGCUGCCAGAUGGUGUACAAUGCCGGCCCUGAGAGAGACAGCAUCUGCCGGGCGUGGGGACAGCAUCACGUGGAGACAUUUGAUGGCCUCUACUACUACCUGUCUGGGAAGGGCAGCUAUACUCUGGUGGGGCGCCAUGAACCUGAGGGGCAGAUCUUCUCAGUCCAGGUGCACAACGACCCGCAGUGUGGCUCCUUCCCCUACACCUGCUCCAGGUCUGUCAGCCUCUUCUUUGCGGGUGAGCAGGAGAUCCAUCUGGCCAAGGAGGUCACCCAUGGAGGCGUGAGGGUCCAGCUGCCUCACGUGAUGGGGAACCUGCGUCUACAGCAGCUUGCUGGCUAUGUCCUUGUGCGAUAUCAGUCGGCCUUCACGCUUGCCUGGGAUGGUACCUCAGCUGUCUACGUUAAAAUGAGUCCAGAGUUCCUAGGCUGGACCCAUGGGCUGUGUGGGAACAACAAUGCCGACCCCCAGGAUGACCUGGUGACCAGCUAUGGGAAGCUGACAGACGAUGUGGCGGAGUUCGUGCACAGUUGGCAGGGGCAGGCCCCCAACCAGCCUCCAGGGCCCAUGACCUCCUCCCUGCCCCGCCCUCCAUGCCUGCAGCAGAGCCCAGGAACCAUGCAGGGUGUGUAUGACCGCUGUGAGGCGCUGCUGCGACCCCCCUUUGACACCUGCCAUGCCUAUGUCAGCCCUCUGCCCUUCAUGGCCAGCUGUACCAGCGAUCUCUGCCAAUCAGCAGGCGAUGAAGCCACCUGGUGCAGAGCACUGGCAGAGUAUGCCCGGGCCUGUGCCCAGGCAGGUCGGCCGCUGCAGGGGUGGAGGAACCAGCUACAGUCAUGCAUGGUGCUCUGCAAGGAGAAGGCCUUUGUCUACAACGAGUGCAUCGCCUGCUGCCCGGCCUCCUGCCAGCCGCGGGCAUCCUGUGUGGACAGUGAGAUAGCCUGUGUGGACGGCUGCUACUGCCCUGAUGGGCUGAUCUUCGAGGAUGGGGGCUGUGUGGCACCGGCUGAGUGUCCCUGUGAGUUCCAUGGGACCCUGUACCCGACUGGCUCUGUGGUGAAAGAAGACUGCAAUUCCUGCACAUGCACUGCGGGCAAGUGGGUGUGCAGCACUUCCGUCUGCCCAGCUGAGUGCUCAGUGACUGGUGACAUCCACUUCACGACCUUCGACGGCCGCCGCUACACGUUCCCGGCCACGUGUCAGUACAUCCUGGCCAAGAGCCGCUCCUCCGGCACCUUCACAGUGACUCUGCAGAACUCCCCAUGUGGCCUGAACCAGGAUGGAGUCUGCGUCCAGUCAGUGUCAGUAAUUCUGCAUCAGGACCCUCGGAGGCAGGUGACCUUGACCCAAGCAGGGGAUGUUCUUCUGUUUGACCAGUACAAGGUCACUCCACCCUACACAGACGACGCCUUUGAGAUCCGGAGACUGUCCUCCGUGUUCCUGCGCGUGAGGACCAACGUGGGUGUGCGGGUGCUCUACGACCGCGAAGGACUGAGGCUCUACCUGCAGGUGGACCAGCGAUGGGUGGAGGACACCGUGGGCCUCUGCGGCACCUUCAACGGCAACACGCAGGACGAUUUCCUGUCCCCAGUGGGUGUGCCUGAGAGCACUCCACAACUCUUUGGCAAUUCUUGGAAAACACUGUCCGCCUGCUCCCCGCUGGUCUCUGGCUCCCCGCUGGACCCCUGCGAUGUGCACCUGCAAGCCGCCCCCUUUGCCCUGCAGGCCUGCAGCGUGCUCACGGGGGAGCUGUUUGCGCCCUGCUCCGCGUACCUGAGCCCUGUGCCCUACUUCGAGCAGUGCCGCCGAGAUGCCUGCCGUUGCGGGCAGCCCUGCCUGUGCGCCACACUGGCCCACUACGCCCACCUGUGCCGGCGCCACGGGCUGCCCGUUGACUUCCGUGCCCACCUGCCAGGCUGCGCGCUGUCCUGUGAGGCUACCAAGGAGUACAGCCCGUGUGUGGCUCCAUGUGGGCAGACCUGCCAGGACCUGGCCGGCCCUGAGGCCUGUGGGGUUGCUGGUGGCAGUGACCUCAGCGGGGACGAGUGUGUGGAGGGCUGUGCCUGCCCACCACACACCUAUCUGGACACCCAGGCUGACCUCUGUGUCCCCAGGAACCAGUGCUCCUGCCACUUCCAAGGAAUGGAUUAUCCCCCUGGAGACAGCGACGUCCCAACUCUGGGCCACUGCCGCUGCAAAGAUGGAAUCAUGAGCUGUGAUAGCGGAGCCCCGGUUGCCGCCUGCCCAGCGGGCCAGGUCUUUGUGAACUGCAGUGACCUGCACGCCGACCCUGAGCUGAACAGAGAGAGGACGUGUGAGCAGCAGCUGCUGAACCUGAGCGUGCCUGCCCGUGGGCCCUGCCUCUCAGGAUGCGCCUGUCCCCAGGGCCUGCUCAGACAUGGGGAUGCAUGCUUUCUGCCAGAGGAGUGUCCAUGCACUUGGAAAGGGAAGGAGUACUACCCUGGGGACCAGGUCAUGUCUCCCUGCCAUUCCUGCGUGUGCCAGCGCGGCUCGUUCCAGUGCACCCUCCACCCCUGCGCCUCCACCUGCACGGCCUAUGGUGACCGGCAUUACCGCACGUUUGAUGGGCUCCCGUUUGACUUUGUGGGGGCGUGCAAAGUGCACCUGGUCAAGAGCACAUCGGAUUUCAGCUUCUCUGUGAUUGUAGAAAAUGUAAACUGCUACAGCUCUGGCAUCAUCUGCAGGAAAUUUAUUUCCAUCAACGUGGGGAACUCACUCGUUAUCUUCGAUGACGACUCAGGAAAUCCCAGUCCGGAGAGCUUCCUGGACGAGAAGCAGGAGGUCCACACGUGGCGGGCAGGGUUUUUCACGCUGGUGCAUUUCCCUCGGGAGCACAUCACCCUCUUGUGGGACCAGAGAACCACGGUGCACAUCCAGGCCGGGCCACAGUGGCAGGGCCAGCUGGCAGGACUCUGUGGGAACUUUGACUUAAAGACCGUCAAUGAGAUGAGGACCCCAGAGAACUUAGAGUUAACUAACCCCCAGGAGUUUGGUGGCAGUUGGGCUGCAGUUGAGUGCCCAGACACCCUUGACCCCCGAGACACUUGUGUCCUGAAUCCUCUCCGAGAACCCUUUGCCAAGAAGGAAUGCAGUGUCCUGCUCAGCGAGGUGUUUGAGACCUGCCACCCUGUGGUUGACGUCACUUGGUUUUACUCGAACUGCCUGACAGACACGUGUGGGUGCAGCCGGGGCGGUGACUGUGAGUGCUUCUGUGCCAGCGUGUCUGCCUAUGCCCACCAGUGCUGCCAGCAUGGGGUGGCUGUUGACUGGAGGACCCCACGCCUCUGCCCCUAUGACUGUGACUUCUUUAACAAAGCACUAGGGAAAGGCCCCUACCAGCUGGCCAGCUUGGCGGCCGGCGGUGCCCUGGUGGCCGUGAAGGUGGCAGGCGGUGCCCUGGUCCUAGUGAAAGCAGAGGACGUGGCGCCGGGGGACAUCGUGAACUUCCUGCUGACAGCUGCGCUGUACAAGGCCAAGGCCCAUGACCCGGAUGUGGUGUCCCUGGAGGCAGCGGACAGACCCAACUUCUUCCUCCACGUCACAGCCAACGGGUCUCUGGAGUUGGCCAAGUGGCAGGCCGGGGAUGCCUUCCGCCACCGUGCCUCCUUCUCGCUGCACCGGGGGACAUGGCGGGCGGGCCUGGUGGCCCUGGAGUCACUGGCAGAGCCCGGGGCCUUCCUCUACGUGUCAGGCCCAGUGCCAGCCCUGCGGCUGUACCAGCACACGGAGGCCUUCCGCCGGGGCACGCUGUUCCGCCUUCUGGAUGCCAAGCCCUCGGGGGCUGCCUACCCGACUUGUGAGUGGCACUAUGAUGCCUGUGCCAGCCCCUGCUUCCAAACCUGCCGGGACCCACGGGCAGCUGGCUGCCGGGAUGUGCCCAGGGUGGAGGGCUGUGUGCCCGCGUGUGCCACCCCCAAGGUGCUGGAUGAAGUCACACAGAGAUGCGUCCACUUGGAGGACUGUGUGGAGCCUGUGGUUUUGGUUCCCAUGGAGGCCCUUGGCAAUGAGACCCUGCCUCCUGGUCAAGCGCUGCCCACUCCCAGUGACAGGGAGCUGCAGUUUCCACAGGAAGCUCCCGGGGCCUCAUCCCACAGGCCAGCGCUCACACCAACUGCCCUGCUCACCACAGCCCUGAACCCGCCCACGGCAGCCUCCACAGGGCCAGCGCUGUCUCCAGGCACUGCCCAGGCCACUCAGCAACAGCUCCUGGGAGUCACAGCCUCUAGCCUCCCCGAGCACCCCACAGAGGCCCCGGCCAGCAAGGGAGUGACCGCUGGCCACCCAGCCAGCCCCGGUGCCCCAGAGCCCUCAUCCCUCCCCCUUUCACAGCACGUGACCACAUCUGGCAUGGGGUCAGGUGCCAUGGAGACGACCAGGGUGACCGUGAUCCUGGCUGAGAGCCCCAACAUCACAGUCUCCUCUCUGUCACCCCCUGCUCCUCGCUUCCCCCUCGUGACCAAAGCUGUUACGGUCCUAGGCCUUGGCUCCUUGCCUGUUAAGACGACACCCCUCCAGCCCUUCCCCAGCCUGGAGUUGCCUGCAAGCCCCUCCUCCAAGCCUGUGGCUUCCCCCGCAGUGACCUCCAUGCCCCCCACUUCCUCAGGAGUCCGUGAGGCUUCGCUGACAUCUGCAAUGACGAAGGUCAUGACCGGGACAGGGGUCCCACAGUCCAUACAGGCCCAGGGCCCUUCCAGUCCCAGCAGCCCCCCAGUUGAGGCCAGAACAGCUGCAGAACAGAUUCCUGCCCAUCCCCUGGUGACUGAGAGCAUGGAGACUGUGCCUCCCCCAGAAAAGGUCCAACCCGGGCCCAGCCAGCCCACAGGCCUACCAGCAGCCCCACUUCCAAGCCCAUUCCCCAUGGCCCCAGCCCGCCCCGCCCAGCACGCCACCACAGCCGCCAGGCCCCCAGCUUGGCCCUCAGGGACUGCAGCUGCCGCCAGCCUGUCUACAGUUGCUCAAGGGCUGAGGGCCACACCCUUCACCACUCUGGAGUCCACCCGGCCAGCCCAGCUCCUCUCCGGCCUGCCUCCUGACACCAGCCUGCCCCUGGCCAAGGUGGGGACGUCCGCCCCAGUGGCCACGCCUGGCCCCAAAGGCUCUACCCUAACCCCUCCACUCCAGCAACAGGCCACAUCUAUCGCCGUGGCCACGACUCUGCCUGCUGGGACCCUCGGUCCUGCACCGCCUCUAACCCCAACUGUCCUGGCCCAGGUUCACCUGCCCACUCAUGCGGUCCCGCAGGCAACAGGCGCGGCUCCAGGCCUGCUUGUGGGAGCCACACUGCCAACCCCUGGGGUCUUGGCCGUGGCUGAAGGGGCGGCCUCCACAGUAUCUGCUGCCCCACGAAAGAGCACCACGGAGAAGACGGCCAUCCUGUCCAAGCAGGUGUCUCUGCCCACUCGGGUAUCUGGCUCUACCCAGGGGGGCCCCACGGAGCUCAUGCCUGCGGUGGCCCACGCUGCUGCUACCUUGGUGACGGGGGCCGAGGGCCCCUGGGCUGGCACGGUGCCUCCAGCACCCACAUCCUACCCGCUGAGCCGAGUCUCGGCCAGGACGGCCUCCCGAGAGAGCCCACUCAUUCUGCCCCCCCAGCUGGCUGAGGCCCACGGCACCUCGGCAGGACCUCAGCCCCCAGCGGAGCCGGCGGGAGAGGCCACCACCCAGCCGUCCGGGCGCUCGGCCCCCGCAGUCCAGAGCGUCUCAGCGGUCUCAGCCGAGGCCUUGGUGACCACUGCUGGGGCCAGUACAUCCGCCCCCUGUGUUCCGAUCGCCGAGCAGGACUGCGUCCGCCACAUUUGCCUGCAGGGUGAGCUGAUCCGAGUGAACCGGUCCCAGCACUGUCCCCAGAGCGCCGCAGCCCCUCGCUGUGGGGUCCUGGGCCUCGCAGUGAGGGUGGGCGGAGACCGCUGCUGCCCCGUCUGGGAGUGCGCCUGCCGGUGCUCAAUCUUCCCUGACCUGAGCUUUGUCACCUUUGAUGGGAGCCACGUGGCCCUGUUUAAAGAGGCCAUCUACAUCCUCAGCCAGAGACCCGAAGAAAUGGUCACCGUCCACGUCCUCGACUGCAAAAGUGCCAACCUGGGGCACCUGAACUGGCCCCCGUUCUGUCUGGUGAUGCUGAAUGUGACUCACAAGACCCACGAGGUCACCAUUGACCGCUUCAACCGCAAGGUGUCUGUGGACUCACAGCCUGUGUGGCCCCCUGUGAGCUGGCACGGGUUCAGAAUUGAGGACACAGGCCACAUGUACAUGAUCCAGACGCCGUCACACAUCCAGAUCCAGUGGCUCCACAGCUCAGGACUCAUGAUCCUAGAGGCCAGCAGAGCCAGCGAGGCCCAGGGCCGUGGCCUAUGCGGUGUCUGUGAUGGGGAUGCGGCCAAUGACCUCACCCUGAAGGAUGGCUCUGUGGUGGGUGAGGCCGAAGACCCCGCUCCCUUUCUGGAUAGCUGGCAGGUGCCCAGCUCCCUGACCUCAGUCGGCCAGACCCGCUUCCGCCCAGACAGCUGUGCCACGGCCGACUGCUCGCCCUGCAUUCGCAUGGUGUCCAACCGCACGUUCAGUGCCUGCCACCACUUUGUCUCCCCGGAGUCGUUCUGUGACCUGUGGAUCCGGGACACCAAAUAUGUGCAGCAGCCCUGCGUGGCCCUGACCGUGUACGUGGCCAUGUGCCACAAGUUCCACGUGUGCAUCGAGUGGCGGCGCUCCGACUACUGCCCCUUCCUGUGCUCCAGCGAUUCUACAUACCAGGCAUGUGUGUCCGCCUGCGAGCCCCCCAGGACAUGCCAGGAUGGGCUGCUGGGCCCGCUGGACCCAGAGCAGUGCCAGGUGCUGGGCGAGGGCUGCGUCUGCUCCGAGGGCACCAUCCUGCACCGGCGCCACUCCGGGCUCUGCAUCCCCGAGGAGAAGUGCGCCUGCACAGACAGCACAGGUGUGCCACGGGCCCUGGGGGAGACUUGGAACAGCUCCCUCAGUGGCUGCUGCCAGCACCAGUGCCAAGCUCCAGACACGAUCGUCCCGGUGGACCGGGUCUGCCCCAGCCCCCGCCCUGAAAGUUGCCCACGCUUCGGGGAGGUGGCCCUGCUGCAGCCCACCGAGGACCCCUGCUGCCUGGGGACGGUUUGCGUGUGUAACCAGACCCUGUGUGAGGGCCUCGCCCCCACCUGCAGCCCCGGCCACCGGCUCCUCACCCACUUCCAGGAGGACUCCUGCUGCCCCCGCUACACCUGUGAGUGUGACCCCGACCUGUGUGAGGCAGUGCAGGUCCCCAGCUGCCGCCAGGACCAGAUCCUGAUCGCGGGCCGCCUGGGGGACUCGUGUUGCAUCUCCUACUUCUGUGGUGCUUCCCACGACCACCUGCUCUGGACCGCCCUCCCCGGCACUGGGACCGCCUGUGACAGGGGUGGCCCCUCUCUCCCCACAGCCUGUGGAGACUGUCCGGAUCCCAUCCCCGAGUGUCAGGAAGGGGAGGCGCUCACCGUGGACAGGAACACCACGGAGCUCUGCUGUCCUCUGUACCAGUGCGUGUGUGAGAGCUUCCGCUGCCCGCAUGUGCAGUGCGGCAUGGGCACGGCCCUGGUGGAGGUGUGGAGCCCAGAGCGCUGCUGCCCCUACAAGUCCUGUGAAUGUGACUGCGACACAAUCCCAGUGCCCCGGUGCCAUCUGUGGGAGAAGUCCCAGCUGGACGAGGCGUUCAUGCGCAGCGCGGAGAACGUGUGUGGCUGCGCCAAAUAUGAGUGCGUGAAGGCCCCCGUGUGUCUGAGUCGCGAGCUGGGGGUGAUGCAGCCAGGCCAGACGGUGGUGGAGCUCUCGGCAGACGGCGUGUGCCACACCUCCCGCUGCACUGACGUGCUCGACCCUCUGACCAGCUUCUACCAGAUCAACACCACCUCCGUGCUGUGUGACGUCCACUGUGAGGCGAACCAGGAGUACGAGCACCCGAGGGACCUGGCGGCCUGCUGCGGCUCCUGCAGGAACGUGUCCUGCCUCUUCACCUUCCCCAAUGGCACCACCUCUCUGUUCUUGCCCGGGGCGUCCUGGAUCGCACACUGCACCCGCCACCACUGCAGCAGCACGCCCCUGGGCGCCGUGCUCGUCCGCUCGCCCAUCAGCUGCCCACCACUCAACGAGACCGAGUGUGCCAAGGUUGGGGGCUCGGUGGUACCUUCCUUGGAAGGAUGCUGCAGGACAUGUAAAGAGGAUGGGCGCUCCUGCAAGAAGGUGACAAUCCGCAUGACCAUCCGCAAGAAUGAAUGCAGGAGCAACACCCCUGUGAACCUAGUGUCCUGUGAUGGGAGGUGCCCUUCCGCCAGCAUCUACAACUAUAACAUCAACACCUACGCCCGUUUCUGCAAGUGCUGCCGCGAGGUGGGCCUGCAGCGGCGCUCCAUACAGCUCUUCUGUGCCACCAAUGCCACCUGGGUGCCCUACACAUUGCAGGAGCCCACGGACUGUGCCUGCCAGUGGUCCUGAGGCCUGGGGGCCGGGGCUGGCUGGAUUGCUGUCUGCUCUGGCUGGCCUAGUGUGGGGUGGGGGUGGGCACUAAAAGUGUGGAGAGCUGGUACGUGCUGAAGGUGGAAUGGUGGGCAGAGCACAGAGAGUGACCAGAACCGGCCACACUGGCCCAUCUUGCCUCUCCCUCCUCCACGUACGGGAGAGUGCCACAGCUUGGGGCUCAGUGAGCUCAACUCUGUCCCUGGCUUGAGGUCUGGGAAGGGCCCUCUGUCACUGGAGACUCUGGCUGCAGUGUUGGUGGAGGAGGAGACAGCUUUCCUGAGAAGCUGGGACCAAGGCUAUACCCAAGACCUAGUAGAGAGCCUGAAUCUGAUGGCUUAUCCUCCUCCUUGGCCCUCUGGACCACGGAAGAACCACCAACUCAGUAAAGGGAAAGAGGGCUUUAAUUGCAAGACCCGGAUCUGCACAGUGCUGUCCAGGAGGGCGUCCCAAAAGCAAAGAGGGUGGGUUCCCAAGCCCAUGUGCUCUCACCAGUAUCUGUGAGGUCAGGUCCAGAGACUGGGGAGUGCAUUCAGUGACCUUCGUUUCCCAUAGCUCAGAGAGGGGAGCCUUGAUAUUCUGUCAUUGAUCUUGUAAUUCAGGAAAGGAUUUAGAGGAACAGGGCCAUACUCACCCCCACUCUCACCCCUCAGAACCAGCCUCCCUGGCUGGUGGGCUGGCUCUGGUGAGGUGUGGUGGGAGGACCCUCUGUGAGGGUCCAGCUCCACUCAGCCCCAUGUGGCUGGACAGUCCAUCCCUCCAAGGGCCUUAGGGUGUUUAAUGAUACCUUCCGUCUGCCAGAGCAGACCCCAGCUCUGCCAUUUGCCUUUUCUCCAAGUACAUGGUCUCUGGAGCAGCCCAAGUGUGGGUUUCGUAGCUCAGCCAGUGCCCAGCUCUCUGCUUCAUGAGACUGUCCAGUAGGAGAGCAAUGGUCAGUGGGAAGUGAGGCCUGAUGCAUGUGUAGCUGUCUCUGAGCAUGUCAGAGCCUGGUGUCUGAACCACAGCGUCCUUCCUAAAGCCAGCCUGGGGGUCCCUCCACACCCCACCACAUGCCACUUUGUGCUGGUGGGUCCAAAGGGUAUGAACAUGAGGGUGUUCUGACCCUAGCACUGCCCUGUAUGUCUGGAAAUGUGUAGCUGCCCUGGCGCCCUUGAGAUUGGGGCCCUGUGCCAGGAUGGUCCCCAGCUGUUCCUGCAGCCUCUUUGCUCCUGUAUCUGUGUUCUGUUUGUAUAUCCAGUAAACCACAGGAAGCCAUCAGGCCUCUGAGCAUCUUUGAAGGUGUCAGGUUUGCUUUGAAUCUCAAGGAAUUUCAGCUCUGAAGACAAGACCCUAUUUUAGGACCCUGGAGGUCACCCCGACUUCUCCUGCUCCACCCUCACUAUACACUUACAGGUGGUCACACAUUCCGAUGAUCACACUGAUCUCUGGAAUCACAGUGUUUCUGGGUUUCCAUCCCCACCGAAGUACCCCCUCCUGCCUGCUUCACCUGGAAACCCACCUCACAUCCCAGCCCUAUGGCUAAAACUCCCAGUCCUGUUCCCCUAGCUUCCUCCUGGGGAACCAACUCUUUUAGGCUAAGACACAAGUGAAAGAUUAACAAGAAGCAAAUCACCAACCAGCAUGCUUCCUGCUCUGUACUGGGGGAAGAUAGCAAAGGGUGAGGAUGUCAAACCUAAAUCAACACUGCUCAGUGGCACUCAAGAAGCCAGUACCCAUAGUGCUGAUAUGAGUGUUCAUUGAUACAAUUAUGAGAUGUUGAUUUACAUUAAAAAUGCACAUACCCUU
Molecule: messenger RNA, 10812 nt
Organism: Dama dama (fallow deer)
Lineage: Eukaryota; Metazoa; Chordata; Mammalia; Artiodactyla; Cervidae
Gene: OTOG
Product: otogelin
Exons: 55
Coding region: 1-9006 (3001 amino acids)
Biological process (GO): L-arabinose metabolic process
Cellular component (GO): extracellular matrix
Molecular function (GO): protein binding; alpha-L-arabinofuranosidase activity
Source: RefSeq, a predicted model, not a curated record